Molecule: messenger RNA, 559 nt
Organism: Acaulospora colombiana
Lineage: Eukaryota; Fungi; Glomeromycota; Glomeromycetes; Diversisporales; Acaulosporaceae
Source: the annotation of a GenBank genome assembly
AAUGACAAGCUCAUAUCUUGUAGAAUACAUCUAUUGGUAUCAAGAAGGAAUUAACGAACAUUGGAUAAUCUUAAAAGAUCCAUUUACAGGAGAAUUUGCAAGAAAGAAAAUUGAUUUAAAAGAAACCUUGGCAUUACAACAAAUCUGUCAAGAUUUAACAACAGAAGAAAAUUAUUUCUGUACAUAUCAAUUGGCAGAAACUUGUGACGGGUUCAUAUACUUCAUACCUGAAGGAUCAUAUGAAGAUAGAAAUUUAAAAAUAUAUUUUAAAGAAUUAUUUGAACCACCAUCUUAUCAAGUAAGAAUUAGAAAAGCAAUUACACCAGGAUAUAAUAUUAUUACUGAUAACUACGGAACAAGAGAAUUGAUUAAAGAAGAAUUAGCAGAACAAUUGAUAAAAAUUCUGGAAAAUCAAGCAUACAAAGUAAUUGAAACAGAAAGUUAUAAAAUAUAUAGAGAUAUUGAAACACCUGACGACACAUUUGAAGAUAUCAUUGUAGAAAUAGAAGCUUAUGGAAAGAAUGAUCUUAAGAUCAACAAAGACUUUAGUACCGAUUGA